Molecule: messenger RNA, 4357 nt
Organism: Perognathus longimembris pacificus (Pacific pocket mouse)
Lineage: Eukaryota; Metazoa; Chordata; Mammalia; Rodentia; Heteromyidae
Gene: Polg
Product: DNA polymerase gamma, catalytic subunit
Exons: 23
Coding region: 316-3984 (1222 amino acids)
Biological process (GO): mitochondrial DNA replication
Cellular component (GO): mitochondrion; gamma DNA polymerase complex
Molecular function (GO): DNA binding; DNA-directed DNA polymerase activity; 3'-5' exonuclease activity
Source: RefSeq, a predicted model, not a curated record
GGACCCAGCGGGUCGCCGAAGGGAAGUUGCGGCUGCCAACGAGGCGCCCCGGCCGGCUGGAGGCUACACGCUACUCCGGGGCUGCGCAGGCCGCUCCGUGAGGAACGCCGCGUCGGGAGCCUGGGGUCGGGGACGCCGCCGACCAGAAGGCACCGGGCAGACCGAGGGUGGCGCGAGUGAGCCCGGCAUGGUCGGAUCGAGCGAGCCCCGCGGCCGGACCCGCCUCCCCGCGCGUCUCUGAGCUCGUGGAAGCAGCCAAGCUGGAGCCCAAGGCCAGGGGUCCCGGCGCCCCGCGGGCGGCUCCCUGCACCCACCAUGCGCCGCCUGCUCUGGAAGCCGGCGGCGGGCGUCAGCGGCGGGCCCGGGCCGGCGCCAGCCGCGAGACGCCGGGCCUCCAGCUCCGGCCCCGGUCCCGGCCCCAGCGAAGGGCAGCGGCCGCCGCCAGCGCCGUCCUCGGGCCCCGCCGGGCAGGAGCGGCGCAACCCGCUGCACAUCCAGAUGCUGUCGCGAGGGCUGCGCGAGCAGAUCUUCGGGCCCGGCGAGGAGCCGGUCGACCCCGCGGCGGUGCGCCGCGGCGUGGAGCACCUGCGGCGGCACGGGCUCUGGGGGCAGCCCGCCGCGGCCCUGCCCGACGUGGAGCUGCGCCUGCCGCGGCUCUACGGGGGCGACCUGGACCAGCACUUCCGCCUCCUGGCCCAGAAGCAGAGCCUGCCCUACCUGGAGGCGGCCAGCUGCUUAUUGCAGGCCCAGCCGCCCCCCCGGCCCGCGAACUGGGCCUGGGCGCAGGGCUGGACCCGGUACGGCCCCGAGGGGGAGGCCGAACCCGUGGCCAUCCCCGAGGAGCGGGCCCUGGUGUUCGACGUGGAGGUCUGCUUGGCAGAGGGAACCUGCCCCACGUUGGCGGUGGCCAUAUCCCCCUCGGCCUGGUAUUCCUGGUGCAGCCGGCGGCUGGUGGAAGAGCGCUACUCCUGGACCAGCCAGCUGUCGCCGGCUGACCUCAUCCCGCUGGAGGCCCCUGCCGGUGCCAGCGGCUCCCCUCGCAGGGACUGGCAGGGGCAGUUAGUGGUGGGGCACAACGUGUGCUUUGACCGAGCCCACAUCAGGGAGCAGUACCUGAUCCAGGGCUCGCAACUGCGCUUCCUGGACACCAUGAGCAUGCACAUGGCCAUCUCAGGGCUCAGCAGCUUCCAGCGCAGCCUGUGGAUGGCAGCCAAGCAGGGCAGACACAAAGCUCAGCAGCUCGUGCAGCGAGGCCGGAAGGCCCAGAACAAAGCCAACGGCCCAGUGAUUUCCUCUUGGGACUGGAUGGACCUGAGCAGUGCCAACAAUCUGGCCGACGUGCACAGCCUGUAUGUGGGGGGGCCGGCCCUGGAGAAGGAGCCCCGGGAGCUGUUUGUGAAAGGCAGCAUGAAGGACAUCCGGCAGAACUUCCAGGACCUGAUGGAGUACUGUGCCCGGGACGUGUGGGCCACCCACGAGGUGUUCCAGCAGCAGCUGCCACUCUUCUUGGAGAGGUGCCCCCAUCCAGUGACCCUGGCCGGCAUGCUGGAGAUGAGUGUCUCCUACCUGCCUGUCAAUCAGAACUGGGAGCGGUACCUGGCAGAGGCCCAGAGCACCUACGAGGAGCUGCAGCGGGAGAUGAAGAAGUCCCUCAUGGGCCUGGCGGAUGACGCCUGCCAGCUGCUCUCAGGAGACAGGUAUAGAGAAGACCCCUGGCUCUGGGACCUGGAGUGGGACCUGCAAGAGUUUAGGCAGAAGAAGAUAAAGAAGGUGAAGAAGGAGCCAGCCUCGGCCAGCAAGUUGCCCGUGGAGGCGGCUGGGGCCCCCGGGGCUCCCCUGGAUCAGGAAGACCCCGGUCCCCCCAGUGAGGAGGAGGAGGCACAGCGAGACGUCGCUGUCCGUGCCUGUUUGCAGCAGCUGAAAGAGACUGCCCAGCUCCUCCCCAAGCGGACCCAGCACCUUCCUGGCCACCCUGGGUGGUACCGCAAGCUCUGCCCCCGGCUGGAUGACCCUGCGUGGGCCCCCGGCCCCAGCCUCCUCAGCCUGCAGAUGCGGGUCACCCCGAAGCUCAUGGCGCUGACCUGGGACGGCUUCCCAUUGCACUACUCAGAGCAUCACGGCUGGGGCUACCUCGUGCCUGGGCGGCGGGACAACCUGGCCAGUGUGCCAGCGGGCACCAGCCUGGAGCCAGCCGGUGUGGCGUGCCCCUACAAGGCCAUUGAGUCCCUGUACAGGAAGCACUGUGUGGCGCAGGGGAAGCCACGAGUGGAGCCCGGGGAAGUUGGCCUAGCCCAGGACCCCCCGCCUCUCGACAGCAGUGCCGUGUGGCACACGAUGGAAGAGCUGGUCUGCCUGGAUGUGGAGGCUGAGGCCAGUUUGGAGAACUCAGGCGCUUCGGAGCCAGGGCAGCCCCCAGCUCUGCCUGCUGCUGGUGGCCCCAAAGCCAGCCAACCCUCUUUCUACCAUGGCAACGGCCCGUACAAUGACGUGGACAUCCCCGGCUGUUGGUUUUUCAAGCUGCCUCACAAGGAUGGUAACAGCUACAAUGUGGGCAGCCCCUUUGCCAAAGACUUCCUGCCCAAGAUGGAGGACGGCACCCUGCAGGCUGGCCCAGGUAGGGCCAGUGGGCCCCGAGCCCUGGAGAUCAACAAAAUGAUCUCUUUCUGGAGGAACGCCCAUAAACGGAUCAGCUCCCAGAUGGUGGUGUGGCUGCCCAGGUCGGCUCUGCCCCGGGCUGUGACCAGGCACCCGGGCUAUGACGAGGAAGGCCGCUAUGGGGCCAUCCUGCCCCAGCUGGUGACCGCUGGCACCAUCACCCGCCGGGCUGUGGAGCCCACGUGGCUCACUGCCAGCAAUGCCCAGCACGACCGAGUGGGCAGCGAGUUGAAAGCCAUGGUGCAGGCCCCGCCGGGCUACGUCCUUGUGGGUGCCGAUGUGGACUCACAGGAACUGUGGAUUGCGGCAGUCCUUGGAGACGCCCACUUUGCCGGCAUGCAUGGCUGCACAGCCUUUGGGUGGAUGACCCUGCAGGGCAGGAAGAGCAUGGGCACUGAUCUGCACAGCAAGACGGCCGCCACAGUGGGCAUCAGCCGCGAACAUGCCAAAGUCUUCAACUACGGCCGCAUCUACGGGGCUGGGCAGCCUUUUGCCGAGCGCCUGCUGAUGCAGUUCAACCACCGGCUCACAAGACAGGAGGCGGCUGAGAAGGCCCAGCGGAUGUAUGCCAUCACCAAGGGCCUCCGCCGGUACCGCCUGUCAGAUGAGGGUGAGUGGCUGGUCAGACAGCUAGACCUUUCCGUGGACAGGACAGAGGAUGGCUGGAUUUCCCUGCAAGAUCUGCGCAAGAUCCAGAGAGAAGCUUUACGGAAGUCACGCCGGAAGAAGUGGGAGGUGGUCACCCAGCGGGCGUGGAUGGGGGGCACAGAGUCAGAAAUGUUCAACAAGCUGGAGAGCAUUGCUACAUCUGAUACCCCACAAACCCCGGUACUGGGCUGCCGCAUCAGCCGGGCGCUGGAGCCCUCGGCUGUCGGGGGAGAGUUCAUGACCAGCCGCGUAAACUGGGUGGUGCAGAGCUCCGCCGUGGACUACCUGCACCUCAUGCUGGUGGCCAUGAAGUGGCUGUUUGAGGAGUUCGCAAUUGAUGGGCGCUUCUGCAUCAGCAUCCACGAUGAGGUCCGCUACCUGGUGCGGGAGGACGACCGCUACCGCGCCGCCCUGGCCCUGCAGAUCACCAACCUCCUGACCAGGUGUAUGUUUUCCUACAAGCUGGGUCUGAAGGACUUACCCCAGUCAGUGGCCUUCUUCAGUGCGGUGGACAUCGACCAGUGCCUCAGGAAGGAAGUGACCAUGGACUGCAAAACCCCCUCCAACCCAACGGGGAUGGAGAGGAGAUACGGGGUUCCCCAGGGUGAAGCGCUGGACAUUUACCAGAUCCUUGAACUCACCAAAGGCUCCUUGGAAAAACAAACCCAGCCAGGACCCUAGCUCUGCCUGGACAAUGAAUUUGCUCCUGUGGAGCUUUCGUGGGCGGCACAGCUCGCACUCAGGCUCUCACCUGUGCUUCUGCAAAAAUGCUGCCUGCAGCUGGCGCUCGGCAGGGGGACCUGCCAAGAAGGCACGGUAGGGCUCACGGGCGGCAGCCAAGAUGUCAGCGGGGCCGUGACGCAAAGGCCUGUGAGGGAACUAGGAAUCCUGGCAGAAGCCCCAAAGUCCACAUUAACUCAGGCGUUUCAUUUUUUCCUUUUCUUCUUGACUGGUUCUUCGUCCUGUCCGCUGUGCUCUGGUGCAGGGACCUAGGGGGCAGAGGGACGCUGAGGUGUGCUGCUCUGUGGCAGUGAAAUAAACAAAAAAACCCUGA